This is a messenger RNA of Spodoptera littoralis (African cotton leafworm), 1008 nucleotides long. Lineage: Eukaryota; Metazoa; Arthropoda; Insecta; Lepidoptera; Noctuidae. The record is from the annotation of a GenBank genome assembly.
AUGGCACCAGAAAUUAAAUAUACAAAGUUGUUCAUUGACAACGAGUGGGUGGACGCUAAAAGUGGCAAAACCUUCGAGACAUACAACCCUCAUGAUGGAUCCGUCAUCGCGAAAGUCGCAGAGGGUGAUAAGGAAGAUAUAGACUUGGCAGUUGCUGCAGCAAAGCGUGCAUUCCAUCGUAACUCAGAAUGGCGUCUGAUGGACGCCUCCAAACGUGGAGAAAUUCUUCGCAAGUUUUCUGAUCUCAUCGAGAGAGACCAGAAGUACCUCGCUGAGCUAGAAUCCUAUAAUAAUGGUAUGGUACUAGCCCACGCCAAAACAUUCAUCGGUGGAGCUGUGGGUAUGGUCAGGUACUUAGCAAGCUGUGCUGACAAAGUAACAGGAGAAACUAUACCUUCAGAUGGCGAAGUAUUCUCAUACACCUUGAGACAACCCAUCGGUGUGUGCGGUUUAAUCCUACCAUGGAAUGGUCCGAUCUACAUCUUCGUUAGCAAAGUUACCACUGCUCUUGCUGCAGGUUGUACCGUGGUGGUGAAGCCAGCAGAACAGACACCACUUACAGCACUCGCGCUUGCUGCAUUAUUAGCUGAGGCCGGUCUCCCUAAGGGAGUGCUGAAUGUUGUCAACGGUUUUGGCCCUGGAGCUGGUAGCAGCCUCACUCACCACAGUGACGUCGCUAAGGUUUCUUUCACUGGCUCUGUUGAGGUCGGAAAACUAAUCCAGCAGGCGUCUGGUAACAGUAACUUGAAGAGAGUCACUCUCGAACUCGGUGGAAAGAGCCCUCUCAUAAUCAUGAAUGACGCGGAUUUAAACGUUGCUGUUCCUUAUGCCGCUAAUGCUGUAUUCUUCCAUCAAGGACAAAUCUGCAUAGCAGCUUCCCGUUUAUUCGUACAAUCUGGCAUUUACGACAAAUUCGUCGAAGCUGCUGUCAAGUACGCUCAGAGCAUUAAAGUUGGAAACCCAACAGAUCCCACACACAGAACGGACCUCAGAUUGACGAGGAAAUGA